This is a messenger RNA of Penaeus chinensis, 2051 nucleotides long. Its product is annotated as chordin-like protein 2. The coding region runs from base 1407 to 2051 and encodes 214 amino acids. Lineage: Eukaryota; Metazoa; Arthropoda; Malacostraca; Decapoda; Penaeidae. The transcript has 5 exons. Gene Ontology annotation, molecular function: protein binding. The record is from RefSeq and is a predicted model, not a curated record.
UCAGCCUCCUCCGUCCUUACACUGGCAGACCAGGUCGCGUCCUCUCUGCCUCCACUUUGCCACUUAUUCUGCUAUUUAUACUUCCCCUCAUUUCCGUCGAUUUCUCGCAGUAAGAUUGCGUUCAAUCCUUAAAUAUUGUUUUUAUCUAUUCCAUCUUUACCCCUCCGCGCGACUACAGACUGCCUCUUGACUCCCUCCUUCUCCCUCCCCCUUCCCCCCUUCGUCGGCGCAUUCCGUCAACACGUCCUCAGAGAAAAACAUCUCCGUUAACUGUAAGAGACCGUUCUUGAAGCCCGCUCGGUCUCCUCCCAGCUCUCUCCCUGUCUCUUUCUUCUACACGCUUGUCUGUGUCCUCUCUCUUUCUCUCCUUCCGUCUCUCUCUUUAGCCUGAUAGUUCUGGCGCCAACACGUGCACCGCCGCCCGAUAGCCUGGCAGCUUCGUCUCAGCAGCGCCGGCGACACACUUGAGGCAGGAGGAAAACCUCGCAAGACAGAAAGAUUCUGACACUUGUAAGCGACUUGCUUUCCGGCCAGACAUCAACAGACGAGGGCGACGUCAAAGUUGCAUCAAGCGAGGGACACGUGUUCUACACCUUUAGCUGUCACGCUCUACACUUGGCUCCUGCUACCCCUUCAGUGACUUCAAAUCUUCAAGUGCUCCGAGACUUCGAAACAGUCUUCUUUCCGCAGUUCCCAAGGGAACUUCCUUGUGUUCCCAGACUACUACUAUUGAUUACUUGCACACAAGUGGUAUAGGAGUGAUUGGCGUAACCUUGACCGUGAAACAACGAGUGGAGGCCGCCCCGCCCUCCAGCACCCACCCACGGCCGCCGUCGCCUCGUCCACGUGGAGGCUAGCGACGUGAGAGACGUCUCAGCUCGCCUGGGAAGGCGCCGCCGCUGCUCCUCGGAGUAUUCGGAGAGAAUCCCUACGUUUCUGUCGUUACUCUCCCUCUGCUCUAUCUUCCUCACUUUGUCUGUCAGUCCCCCAUCCCUAUUUUCGUUGCGUGUAUUUCUUCAUCUCUGCCCUUUGUGUUUACUGUUCAUGUUUAUGUUUGUAUGUGACUCUUUUUUCUCAAAGAAUUCCCUCUCCUCUUUUCCUGUUUCUAUUCCGUAACUUCAGUUCUUCCAAGAAGGAAGAAAAAAAAAUCACCAUCCUUCUUCGUCUACCGUGUGUCAUCUUCCGCUUCUGACAUCUAAAAAAAGAAAAAAAAAACAAAACAACUAAAAGGCGUUAGCUUUGUGUUGGCAAGACCUCACUACAAGGAAACAAACAAACGAAAGACAAAAAAAUAAAACUGUAGAAGAGGAAAAAGUUAGAAAGACAAAAACGCACGAAAAGGACAAAAUAAAGAAAGAGAGAAAUACACUGAAUAAAGGAAAGGAAAGAAAAACAUCGACGGCAGGAUGGAGCUGUUCCUCCGAGUGGCUGUUGCGACGUGUGUUGCAGUCAUGGUGUCGAGGGAAGUGAACGCAGGCUGCCGGAUGGCCGGCCACGUCUAUGAAGCUGGCGAAGUUUGGCAUCCCAUUCUGAAGAGCUCGACAUCAAAUUACUGCGUGACCUGUCGUUGUGAGGAGGACGAGAACGGGCGCUCAGACUACAACUGUUCAACUGAGAGCUGUCCUGAGGGGUGCAGUGGGGGCCCGGACCAAGGCGAAUGUUGUUCCAUCUGUUCUGCCCCUGACGGAGGCAGCAGCAGCAGCACAACCUCCUCCUCCUCCUCGUCCUCUUUCUCGUUCUCAGGCAACACCAGCGGAAGCAGCGGCAGCGGCGGGAGUGGUGAGAUCGCUGCUUCGGGAAUCGUCGGGUCGUCUGGGAGAGGUCGUAGUGUAGGUGAAGAGUCGUUCCGAGUUUGUGUCGUAGAUGGAAUGCUGUACAACCACGGUGACACAUUUUCGUCUAACUACAGUGAUGCUGAAGAUGAGAAGUGCGAGCAUUGCUUCUGUGAUGACGGCCUGGCUCAGUGUAGGACCAAGACUUGCCCACCCGUGUCCUGCUCUUCACCCAUUUACACCAGACGCGAUUGUUGCAGGGUCUGCCCUGGUAUGUAG